This is a messenger RNA of Hippoglossus stenolepis (Pacific halibut), 3825 nucleotides long. It is a transcript of the gene fbxl2, whose product is annotated as F-box and leucine-rich repeat protein 2. NCBI's taxonomy places the organism in Eukaryota, Metazoa, Chordata, Actinopteri, Pleuronectiformes, Pleuronectidae. The record is from RefSeq and is a predicted model, not a curated record. Bases 548 to 1846 code for a protein of 432 amino acids. Gene Ontology annotation, cellular component: SCF ubiquitin ligase complex. Gene Ontology annotation, biological process: SCF-dependent proteasomal ubiquitin-dependent protein catabolic process. Gene Ontology annotation, molecular function: protein binding. The transcript is spliced from 14 exons.
GUAAACAGAAACCCGUGAAGAAAACGCUCGUGUCAGUCGCCAUCGUGCGGGGCAGAUCCGCUGCGGGAGCUGGAAGCGUUGCGUUGACUUCACGUUUCCCGUGUUGUUGUGGUGCUUUUCGCUCUUUUCCCCCUUCUCAUCCAACUCGUGAGGUCCGGGACCAGCUGACUGGAGCUGGAGCGAUGAAGGGAGAGGCGGAAGUGAAGUCACUUGACAGACCGUCCAUGUUAUUAUUGUUAUUUUGGUAGCCCUGUGAUGAGACGGGCUGGGGUGCCGUUGCUCUCCGAGACAACGACCGUUAACGCCACCGCAGGCCGCCCCGGACCGACGCCACCCGCACCCUCGCCGCCGCCUCGCUGACCCGGGAGACAGGAGCCUCGCUGACGGCUGCGGGGUGAGGGAGGUGGAGGGUGUGAGGACCACGGCUCCACGGCUCCGACACACACACACUGCGAGCGACCGAAAAUAAAACGGCGACAAAAACAAUAACGGCUCGGCUGGUGUGUGCGGGCUGUAGCACGGACGUUCCGCCGCCGCCACCGCAGACAUGAACGGUAUCACCAAGGGCCGGUUCGAGGUGUUCUCAAACAGCGACGAAGCCCCCAUUAACAAGAAGCUCCCUAAAGAGCUUCUUCUUAGAAUAUUCUCCUAUUUAGAUGUGGUAACGCUCUGUAGAUGUGCCCAAGUAUCAAAGGCGUGGAAUGUCCUGGCCCUCGAUGGCAGCAACUGGCAGAAGAUCGACUUGUUCAACUUCCAGACAGACAUAGAGGGGCGGGUGGUGGAGAACAUUUCCAAGCGUUGUGGAGGCUUCCUGAGGCAGCUGAGCCUCAGGGGCUGUCUGAGCGUGGGAGAUGCCUCCAUGAAGACGUUUGCUCAGAACUGCAGGAACAUCGAAGUGUUGAACUUGAACGGCUGCACCAAGAUCACCGACAGCACCUGCCUCAGCCUCAGCAAGUUUUGCUCCAAACUCAAACAACUAGAUCUCACCUCCUGCGUGUCCAUCAGCAACCACUCCCUCAAGGCUGUCAGUGACGGCUGCAGAAUGCUGGAGAUGUUGAACCUGUCAUGGUGCGACCAGAUCACACGUGACGGCAUCGAAGCUCUCGCGAGAGGCUGCAACGGUUUACGAGUGCUGUUCCUCAGAGGCUGCACACAGCUGGAUGAUGGAGCAUUGAAACACCUUCAGAAACACUGCCCAGAACUCACCACUAUCAACAUGCAGUCUUGCACACAAAUAACAGAUGAUGGCCUGGUCAGUCUGUGCCGGGGAUGUCACAAGCUACAGAUUCUCUGUGUGUCUGGCUGCAGUAACAUCACGGACGCCUCCCUCACUGCUCUGGGACUCAACUGUUCCCAACUUAAGAUUCUUGAAGCUGCACGAUGCUCCCAUGUUACCGACGCUGGGUUCACGGUGCUGGCCAGGAAUUGUCACGAGCUUGAAAAAAUGGACUUAGAAGAAUGUAUUUUGGUGACAGAUAACACCCUGGUUCAGCUGUCCAUCCACUGCCCUCGUCUGCAAGCACUGUCCCUCUCCCACUGCGAGCUGAUCACAGAUGAUGGCAUCAGAGCUCUGAGCAGCAGCACCUGUGGCCAAGAGCGCCUCACUGUGGUGGAGCUGGACAACUGCCCCCUCAUCACGGACGUCACCCUGGAGCACCUGAAGAGCUGCCAUCGUCUGGAGCGCAUUGAGCUCUACGACUGUCAGCAAGUCACCAGGGCUGGCAUCAAACGCAUCCGGGCCCAUCUUCCAGAGAUCAAGGUCCACGCCUACUUCGCUCCAGUGACACCCCCUCCCUCUGUACAUGGAGGUGGCCAGCGUCUGUGCCGCUGCUGCAUCAUCCUCUGACAGUGGAGGGCCAGGGGGGGCCACCUCUGUCUACAGGUCCUGCUGCUCUGAUAUGGGCUGAAAUAGGGUUUGGGGUUCGGUGGGGGAGAGACUGGGAUAGGUGUAGGAGAGAGGAGGGGCUGGACCCACUCGCUGCUCCUGAUCACUGAUCAAUAUGUACACUGAUCAGCGCUGAUCCCCGAUCAGUUGAACCCACCCCUCCUCUCUCCUCUUGCUCACCAAUCAGCAGCAGCCCAAGGUUUUUUAUGGUGAAAGGUGUCGGGGGAAGGAUCAUGGAUGGAUUGAUGGAGUCUCUCUUUUUCUUUUUCUCUCUCUCUCUCUCUCUCUCUCUCUCUCUCUCUCUCUCUCUCUCUCUCUCUCUCUCUCUCUUGCUGUAAAGACAAAAACAGGCUCUUCCCUCCAUCCUGUUCCUCACCCCCUUGACUCCCCCGCCUGUGGACGUAGAGGACAGCCUCUGGGCAGCUGGAGAUGGAGGGUCUGAACAGUGGAACUACAAUACAUCAAGUUCAAACUUUAAAAAAAAAAGAAGAUCUAGUCAUCUUGGAAAACCGUUCGCUCUCUGUGGAGUAUCAUCUCAACCAAUCACAUGACACCUCUAUGUGACCAUCCUGUGAUUCAUUCUGCUUUGACCAAUUAACACGCAGCAUGGAGGGAGAGGAGAGCUGGGAUAUAAGAAACGCAGAUCGUCUGGAUAUAAACACUUUGGCACCAGCCAGCUCAGCUCUCUGGUGUGGAAGAGUUGGGACGUACAGAUUUGGACAUUUGACAUAUUUGUGCAUCUGAAAUUUGAUUCUGUUUGUACAGAGAAUGUUUUGCAAUGGAAAAAAAAAACAAUUACAUUAAUGGCAACUCACUCAAAAUGGGGGUAGGCCAACAAAAUAUUGUUUAAUUUUUUUUUUUUUUAGUGCUUAUUGUAAUUGUCUAUGCCUGUCUAUCCAGAGAGGGAGAUAUGUUCUUUUUGAAGUGGAAAAGAAGAAACUGGACCUAUGAUUCACACCCUCAGCGACUUGAAGCGUCAUGUUGACUCUACUGGGAUGAGUGGCCUCUCCUGUGCACUGCGUGGUUAUGUUGGCUCGUAGGCCCUGAUCCAAUCCUGUCAGUAGCCCUGUGCACUAGCUCCUACUUUUAAGCAUUUGUUUACGUCCUGGAUUUAGGUUGGCAUUAGAGACGAACCUGUUUACAUCAGUAGGUCUCCAGUCUCCCUACUAUUCAGAGUAAGUUUAGUAAAACUGAUACAGCUGCGGUGCAUCCACGGUUUUUAAGUGGACUCCGACGCCCAUUAUUCAAAUUUGUUGCUGUGUUUAUUCAGACUUUAAUCAGGACUUAUAUUGGUACAACUUUGCUUCAAAAUGAAAUGGAAAAUCUGCUUUAAGUUGAGAUGAUAGAUAUUAGAGCGUAAACAAAGGCACCUCAACCUUAUGACAAUCACGUGAAUUUACAUAUUUGAAAGUUAAUUUAAUGUAGUUUUGUGUAAUUGGCAUUUGACACUGGUCUGGUGAUAAUAUCUAUGUAUUUAAUUGAACAGCAACAAAUUCCCACUCAUCUACAAAGCACGUGUGACAGCAAGAGUAUGGUGUGUUGUGACGGGAAAGCCCCAGAACCAACUGUUUAUUUUACUAUAUACAGUCACUCCCUCGGAACAGCAGGAUCUCAACAUUAUCUUGUUUUGCCACAUGGAGUAACAACGUGUGUGGGGCAUGAAACCACCCACAGCACGGAAAAUUCAACAAAAACAGACCCAGCUGGAAACAAAAGAGACUGACGAGUGCUAAAGAGCUGGGGGAGAUUGGCAGGACUAUGGAUUGGACUGAGACAAAGGAGAGCAGACAGACAGGUGGACAUAGCUGGACAUUUGCUGGCUGUGAUACUAACGCCCUCUCUUUGACAGUUGUUUUAACAGUUUUAUGUUUAAGAAAAUAAAGAGGUAAAUGGAAAAAAAUAAAGAAAUGAAUUAAUAAAAGUGACUAAUAGUAAACGGG